Messenger RNA from Dermatophagoides farinae (American house dust mite), 3058 nucleotides. RefSeq names its product WD repeat domain 59 (gene Wdr59). NCBI's taxonomy places the organism in Eukaryota, Metazoa, Arthropoda, Arachnida, Sarcoptiformes, Pyroglyphidae. Gene Ontology annotation, biological process: cellular response to amino acid starvation; positive regulation of TORC1 signaling. Gene Ontology annotation, cellular component: vacuolar membrane; Seh1-associated complex. Gene Ontology annotation, molecular function: signaling adaptor activity; protein binding. The record is from RefSeq and is a predicted model, not a curated record.
AGUAUCAACUCUGUUUUAUUUAGAUUUGGAUUCAUGCACAUGGAUCUUUCAAAUGGAUUUUUGAAAAAUUCUUCAAGUUUGUCAUUUCUUUAACCUGUUGAUUAUAAAUUAAUCAUUCAUCAUGGUACUUGGCUGGUCAGUAGCUAAUACUACCAUUUCUCAUCCUGAUUUACAUGCAAUGUGUUUGGCAACAUCGGGUAAUGGAAAAUGUGCACUCGUUUCACGACGAUCGAUUUCGAUCAUCCGAACGGAUAAUCUAGCCAAAAUUGAUUCGGUCAUCAACCGAGAAACUAAAUGGGACACCACACAUGCUGAGUUCAGUCCACCUGAACCAAAACAGUUGGCCAUUACCAAUGCUCAAACGAUUAAUAUUUACAACAUUGAUGAAAGCAAUUGGUUGAUGCAUACACUAAGCGGCCAUACUCGUACGAUUACCGAUCUGAAUUGGUCUUAUAAAGAACCGACCAUUUUGGCAAGUUCCUCGUUUGAUAAUUACAUUUAUAUCUGGGAUCUCAGGGAAACAAGGAAGCCCAUAUAUCUGAUGCAUUCGAUUUCGGGAGCAUCUCAGAUCAAAUGGUCAAAAAUAAACGAAAAUAUCCUGGCAACUAGUCACGAAGGAGAUGUUCGAAUCUGGGAUAAAAGGAAAAGUAACAUGCCAUUGCAUUAUGUAUCAACUUAUUUAGCGAAAAUAACCGGAAUCGAUUGGAGUCCAUUCUAUGAGAAUAAAUUUUUGACCUGUUCUCAGGAUGGAAGUAUCAAAUUGUGGGAUUUAACAAAUUGUAGCAAAGGAAAAAGUGAAUAUCACAUGACAACAGGUUUACCCAUUUGGAAAGUUCGUUAUACACCAUUUGGAAAUGGAUUGUUGACAUCAUUGGUGCCACAAAUGCGACGAACCGGUGAGAAUAAUUCACUUUGGAUGUGGAAAAUCAAUUCACUCGAUCAGCCAGUACAUUCAUUUGCUGGACAUCUUGAUGUUGUGCUUGAUUUCGGUUGGAACAUGAUAGAUUCAGAUGAUUAUGAAUUGAUCACAUGGGCUCGCGAUAAUACUUUUAGAAUGUGGAAAGUUAAUCCUAAAGAAUUUGUGCGCAACAUUCAUGAUUCGCUUUCGGAAGAUCAACAACAUGAUCACACAGAGGAUAUAUCAUCCGAUUUCGAUACUCAAUCUGCCAAAUUUUCAAAUCUUGACCUAAGCAAAUCUAGUGAUCUAUCAUCACCAAUGUCGGAGAAAUGUGAAUCAAACAAAAGUGAAUUCGAUAAUUUUGAAGAUAAAUCCGAUAAGGUGUUCAGUUUGAAACAGGAAUUCUCUCUAUUUAAUUCGAACAUUCCUAAUCUAAUGAUCGAAGAACUUAAUGUUAAUAAACGUACUUGUAUAGCAUCGUUAAAAUCAUCAAUCAUAUGUCGAUUGAGAAUAUUCUUUCCUAUUAAUUAUCCCAACACAAUACCAGUGUUUUCAUUUCUAAAUGAUACACCGAUACAAAAUUCGCAUACGGUCAAAUCAUUGGAUGAUAAAACUAAAAAAGAAAUUCUCACUGAUCUACAAUCGACAGCUACAUUUCUUGUGCAACAUAACCGUAAUUGUCUGGAAAAAUGUCUUCGGCAAUUUGUUCAUCUUAUCGAAGAAUCAACGUCAUUAAAUCUGAACAAUGUAAAUACCAUUAAACCUCAACCUACCGUAUUGGAUAUACUUACCUCUCAUGAAUAUGUUAGCUAUUUGGAUGCAUCGGUUCCAUUUCCUCGUACAUCCGGAGCACGAUUUUGUUCAUCGGAAAUUCUUGUCUGUUUUGGACGGCCACCACAUCUGGAACAGAUGAAUGUACCUACAGAAUAUACACCGCGAUCAUUAUCAGCGCUAUCAUCCUAUCUGGACAAUCAUGUGCGAGCUUAUAAUUCAAAUCAUAUGAGUGUUAAAGAUAAUAUUCCAUCAAUCUCAUCAUUCUAUAUUGAUUCAUCAAAAAAACAUCGAUCAUUUCGUAAAAUUCAUCAAUAUCAAGAAAAAAAGACCGUCAAUCUCUGUGGUCCUGUAAUGGUAUUUAGUGUCACGAAAUUGUUACCGAUUUCUCGACAAUUAGCCGAACAAUAUCUGAUACCAUCACCGAGAGGUAACAUAAUAAGCUUUUGUGAGAUGAAUGCGAAAAUUGCCGCCACUUCUGGCCGUCGUGAUCUUCAACAAACAUGGAAUCUGGUUCGAUUGUCCGCCGAGAUUUAUCUGAAAAAUCGUUUCAUAUCUUCUGAAGAGCUAAAUUCACAUUGGUCCAGACAUCCAUUUGGUGGAAAAAUGAUACAAUCUAUGAUUGAACAUUAUGUAUUGAAAUGUAAUGAUAUUCAAACAGUUGCAAUGAUUUCAAGCGUGAUAAGUUCAUGUAAACUUAGUUGGCAAGAACACGUUCCUUCGUUUGUUCCGAGAAAACAUCAACCCCGAAUCAAUUACAAUUUAUCAACCCAAGAUGAAAUGUCCAAUCAACUGGACACCGAAUGGGCCAUAAUCAAUGCACGAGGAGAUGUAACAGGAAAAAAUCGUAUAAGAACAAGUAGUUGUUCGUCAAAUCAAGAAAUGAAUAUUAAUCAAAACAAAAGUGAUAAAUCCAGCACCGACAGUAAUGAGGAAUCUAAUUUAAAUGAACGUAUUGAAACGACAUUUGAUUCAAAAUUAGUACUUGAAUAUGAUUAUUAUAAAAAAAUUUAUCUCGACAUUCUGUAUCGAUGGAAAUUGAUCAAAAAACGCGCACAACUUUUGAAGACUAUCGAAUCGAAAAUGUUAUAUGAUGAUCAAUCACAUAUAGUUUCAUUUGUUAAUGAAUGUUUUACUCAAUCCUGUAAGGAUAGGCAAAAACUUUGCUCCAAUUACAUUUGUAGCCACUGUAAUCGAAUAUCAUUAAUCUGUACAAUAUGCCGUUUACCUGUAAAAGGUGCCACCAAUCAUUGUAUGAAAUGUGGCCACGGUGGCCAUACUAAUCAUAUGAAUGACUGGUUUCAAAAACAUGAAGAAUGUCCAUCCGGUUGUGGAUGUGUUUGUCUUGGUAAACUAAACAUUAAACAAUGGACAUGAUUUCUUAUUUUA